CGGCGUGGGGAUUUUCUUUGAUUACACUUUCGGUAAGCCUUUGAACAUUAUAUAUGGAGCAGUUCAUAUACAAUUCAAAAUGAAUGAUAUAUGAAAUUAAAGUUUCGUAACUACUGAAACGGACGAUGUAAAAUUAUGUUUUUGUUUUUUUUAAACACUUAGCCUUAAAAAAAAAAAAAAAAAAAACGGAAAAAUACUUAUUAAAAAUAGUUUUAACGAAAAUAGUUUAUACAAUUUUAGAAUUUGUGAUUUUGGCGAAGGUUUUUAAAUAAUUGUUUUCAGUAUUUUAUAAGUUAUAAAAUUAAAUUGUUUUCAUUAUACACAAGCACACAAAUAUGUAAACUUUUUUUGUGAUCGUGAAGAUAUGCGCGUGCAUCUUAGGCAAUUCACAUUUGUCUACAAAUCUAAUUUCAAGCAUUUAACUAUUCAUAAAUCAGGUAGUGACUAGUAGUGUAUAUAAAUAGGCUAUUCCUUUAUUGAUUUAUUAACAGCAAAUAAUAUUUGUAUCUGGAAGUGGGUUUUUAAUUUUAUUUAUUUCUCGGUGUGUGACCCGGUAAACUGAGCUGCUGCGGGUGACGUCACGCGGCGCGAGGGUCUCCCGUGAGCUCUUGCGUGAGUGUUUCUCCCGGGACGUCCCGGUGAAGGAGGGGCAGUAGUGGUGUGGUUACCCCCCUGCACGCUUUGACAGUUGUGAGAGAACUGAGUGUGCAAAAAACUCCUAAACACGGAGAGCCGAGCCACGGGAGACGCGCGCAGGAAUUGCCAGAGCGAGUUUGGGCACAUGUGUGUUUUUGGACUAUUUAUAAGAUUAUUCCAGCCCUGGCCUCUGAAUUUGUUGGGAAACUUUGUUUUUGGGACGCGCCGGGGGACCAGUCUCUUUCUUUCCCUUCUUCCAUCCACGCACGAGCGGUUAAUCUAGUGGAUCCGAGUGAUUCAGUAGCUGACAGAGUUGGUUGUACCUGAGGUGGACACACACACACACCUGAGCGAGUGACAGAGACAGAGAGAGAGAGAGAGAUGUACACAGCGGUGCUGCUCUCCUCCUCUCUGUUUCUCCUGCAUGUGACCUGCACGCCUCAGAUUCACGGUCACCACGGGAGGAGAGUGUGUGUUGGAGAUGCCUGGAGUCGUCGUGUGUCUUACAGCACAGAGUCGUUUCUUCAGCCCAUACACAAACCCUACAUCACCAUGUGCCAAAACCACCGCAUGUGUAGCACGUACAAGACAAUCUACAGGGUUUCUUACAGGCAGGUGAGCAGAGCAGCUCCGAAUGUACACAUUUACCCAGAAUGCUGUCCGGGAUGGCGACGCAUGCAUUCACACAACUGUAACCAAGCGGUGUGUGAGCAGUCUUGUGCAAACGGAGGAUCGUGUGUAAGGCCUAAUCACUGUGCAUGUCUAAAAGGAUGGACGGGACGAUACUGUCAAACAGAUGUGGAUGAGUGUAAGGAAGGUCAUCGCUGCUCACAGAAGUGUGUGAAUACGGUGGGGAGUUAUCGGUGUGUGUGUCAGGACGGAUUCAGUCUGGCUGAAGAUGAAAUAACGUGUUCAAGAAUUCCUGCCCCCUCCCCGCCGCCCACCGGGCCUCCAAAAGCAGACGAUCGCUCAUCUAGAAGCCAUGCUGGUGGAGGUUUGGGAUUGGUGGAAAACGUUACAGAAGAAGUUCAGAUCCUUAAAAACAGAGUGGAGCUCCUCGAGCAGAAACUGGAGAUGGUUCUGGCUCCCUUCACCACGCUCUUCCCCUUGGAUGGUGUGGGAGACACUAACAGCUUCCUGCCUGAGAGGACCAACUUCCUGUCACAUUCUCUGCAGCAACUAGACCGCAUCGACUCGCUCAGUGAGCAGGUCGGAUUCCUGGAGGAGCGUAUUGGAGCCUGUGCCUGCCAGGAAAACUAGAUGAUCAAAGAUGGGCUGGAUCCUCUGACACAAGUGAAACCAAUAUCUGAGAUGUCUAAAUGAACAACCGCAGCACUGAUCAAAGGCCUGAACCCCUUAAACAUGUUCAAUCCACUCAAAAAGCAUGUAGGGAAACAAAAUGUCAAACACACAAACUCCUGUUUGGUCAAAAUUAAGUUUCCUGGCACAUGAGCUGGUGCUUGGAUAUUUCGUAAUAUUUUUAUAUGUAUUUCUUUCAUUUAAUUCUUGGUGUAAGUGCAGCUGUACGAUCUCUCCAAGUUUGAGUCAGGAGAAAUGUAAAUUUACAUAUUUAUAUGUUCAUGUCCUUCCUGAGUAUUGCUAUUGGGAAAACAAUACAAAAUUGCCAUUUCUUUUCUUUUUUUGUAUCACUUAUGUUUACAUUUUUGUAAUAAAAUUGCUUAAACUUUGAA
This is a messenger RNA of Onychostoma macrolepis, 2327 nucleotides long. It is a transcript of the gene egfl7, whose product is annotated as EGF-like-domain, multiple 7. NCBI's taxonomy places the organism in Eukaryota, Metazoa, Chordata, Actinopteri, Cypriniformes, Cyprinidae. The transcript is spliced from 9 exons. Gene Ontology annotation, biological process: anatomical structure development. Gene Ontology annotation, molecular function: calcium ion binding; signaling receptor binding. Bases 1018 to 1896 code for a protein of 292 amino acids. The record is from RefSeq and is a predicted model, not a curated record. Gene Ontology annotation, cellular component: cell surface; extracellular region.